UCAUAAAAUGACAGACGCAUGCACUAAAUAAGUAAAAACAAAACAAUGCCAUGUCUUUAAUAAUGUGAUUUAGAUUUAGACGGGUCAAUAACUUGAUAAAUGAUUAUUUAUUAUGAUUAAUUAUGAUGGGAAAAUUUCAGACUAUUCGUGAUCAUAUUUCUAUUUAUUUUAUCUUCAUUAUCUGAGCUUGAUCUAACGUGAGCUAUACGUUGAAGAAUCUUUAAACUACAUAUUUACACAAUAUGAGGAAUCUGGUCGUCUUUAAAGUGGGGUUUGGUAUCCUGCUUAUCAGCAUACUUUGCUCCAAGGUUUCAGGUCAGUACUCAGAGGAAGACGAUGAGGACAAUGAAGAACUAGACGUCGGACAGAAUGGUAACCUGACAGCAUCUGGAAAUUCCACUGGUCCAAUUUCCAACGCCACUCUGAACCGGGUCUUGGGCCAAAUCACUAAUGUGUUUUCGAACGUAGAGAAAUUGAACAUUACGGGAAUUGUCGAUGCAUCACUUGGAAUUAGGAAUGACACGUCUGUCCGAAAUUUUGUCAAUUCUAUAAUGGCGACUAUAUUUUGUAACGAUUUUUUGGCAAAUUACAAUAAUUGUGCACGUCUUAAGAAAAUGCAGUAGGCAGAGCAGACAAGUAAAUUAGAAUUACCAACUUAUGAAAUGACAAAUUAAGUGUAAUCCGCAUUCCAAUUCAAUGAUACAUAUGAUAUUUUAACCCCAGUAAUAAACACGCAAAAAAAUAAUCAAUUGAAAAUUGCUUAUCUAGUGUCAUAAAUACUACUAUUAAAUAUUCAUUUCUUGUUUCCUAUUUUUUAUGGGACAUUCAGAACCCUAAAUUAGGCGAUGAAGGUACUGUAGUUGGGUAACUCUGCUGUGCGUGCCCCGCAGAAACAGAAAGGAUUUAUGUCCCCUGCUCGGUAUAUCUAUGAAAUAGCGUUUAAAAUUUUUAGAAUAAAUUUCGUAAUAUGGUCCAUGAUGAUAAUGAUGACUUGCAUAUAAGAAUUUAUGACACAUGUAUUGGGUUAUACAUCGGUGAAAUAAUAAUAAUAAUAAAACACCUUGACGUAAUUUGGUUGCUGGUUGGCUCGUAGUUGGUUUGUACUAAAUACUACAAACUACGUAUGUAUAUAUGUACGUAUAAUAUGGUACUAUUUUAUCAAUGCAGGCAGAUAACAGAUUAUUCAUAACUCAAACCUUCAAUUCUCGUUACCACAAAAGAGUCCGCAUAUGUAUGAUAUUGAUCCGAGUUUAAUUAUUAUUGUUGUGUGAUGUGUGUGGCACAUUAUUUGCAAAAGUUCGCAAAUAUGGAAAAGAUGUUCCAGAUACUCCAGCAUUAUAACCUUGAGAUUUAAUAGUUAGUAACCGCACGCAGGCUUUUCACUCAAAAUGGUUUUCUUUUGUCGAAUUUGUGGUGGGAGAUUUAUGAGAUCAUUUAGGUCUGAUGACGACGAGAUACUAGUAACAAUUUGUGGCCACUUAUUUCACAAAAAGUGCUUAGAUGUUUCAUUUACGCAUCAGAAACUAUCUCACGCAACUUCGGGAACUGGUCCGUUCAGACGUUUCUGCCCUGCCUACCAAUGUACCAAAGAAAUGCCAGAGAAUGGAGUUAUUGAAAUUUCAACCACCGCACCGAAAAGCCCGAAAGGUGAUGAAAUUUCAGAGGACCACGAUGACACAGAGGCCAAGCUUACGAAGAAGGUUCAACUACUAGCCAUUGAAAAUGAUAAAUUGCAGCAGCAAGUCAGCAAGCUCGAAAAUGAAAAUGAAGGGUUUCGAGAAGUCAUUGACGAAAUUAAGGCAGAAUGUGGAGAAAUUGCAACCUUUCUAUUAGACAAUAAUAUGAUGAAAAAAGGGGACAGGGUUUUUUGGGCCACGAAAGAAAGAUCUCUAGCACCAGGUCGAAUUAUUGAAAUGAGAAGGAAAUUAAAUCCCUCAAAAUCACAAGAAAACUGCCCUUUCGCAAUUAUAAAAUUGGACAAGAAAAUAAUAAUUCCUUCAUUGGGAAUAGAACGUGAAACUGCAAUCGUACCAAUUUCAGAAGUUGUGACCUUCAAGUCUUUUUUUAAAGAUUCGUUCCACGAUUUUAGACAUAAAUUGUGGAAAAUAUUGGACGAAUCGAAAGAAAGAGCUACAGAAAUUGGCAGACAGCGACUUUUGAGGUCAAAGUUUCGAGAGAGUUGUCUCCGUUUGUCGAUGGACACUCCGGUUGCGCGUGUAUCACUAUCUGGGUCACACGAAGCAAUUGAUUCUAUUGCAUUGGACGAUUUGACUUCACCUAACGACGGAGAAGCACAAAAAGUUCUAAAAAGGGGAAAAAGGAUUUCUAGGGCCAAGUCCAUGUAUUUUGGGAUGCAUCGAUCUCAAUCGCAAGAUUUCGAUGAAAAGCAUAGAUCAACAUCUUGGACUACUCGUAGCAAUUCAAAUAAACCAUCCCCAUUGUCUGAAGAGGUGUUAUUUAAUAACCAUUCGAGUGAUUCAUCGUCGGUCAUCCAAUCUCCAACAUUUUCAUGCGGUCCAGCUGGUGACGACGAUGGAGGAACAGAGAACUACAUCACCGAGGGAGAAAAAGUUAUUUAUUAUGACCAGACGUCCCAGUUCCCUCAAACCGGAGAGGUGGAAUGCGUACUGAAAUACACGCCUUGUGCAAUCGUCAAAUUUGAUGAUUUGCCCGAUACGCAACAAAUUUUUAAAUACAGAACGGUUCCUUUAGUCCAGUUAUUUCCUUAUGCGUUAUCCAGCCCAGAAGAAAAGUUUAAAAUUGCAGAAUCAUAUGGGAAAAUAUACGAGUUUGUGCAGGAGCAUUCCGACAUGUUUAAAAAUUUUGACGAUGAUCCACAAUACAGUGAUGCACAUGAUGAUGAAGAGUAUUUUUCAACAAGUUCUGCAGAGGAAUUAGUUAUUGAUAUAGUUCAUCAAGUAUGAAUGAAACGAAUUUAUGUACGAACAGAGAAAAACAAAUGAAUUGAAAUUUGGGUUGUUUAGAAUGUUUCCUUCAUAUAUUUUGUGUCUCUCAAAGUACAAAAUAAUUGUGUGGCAUUUAGUGCAAGUCUUAUUUUGAUCAGUUUAACGCAUUCCAUGUUUUUUUUUAAAAUUAAAAUAUGACAGUAGUAGUUAUAUUGUCAUAAAAUCGAAUAAAAUCUCAAAAAAAAUAUCACUAUCUUUAUACAUAUGUACAUAUAUCAUAGCACUGAAUUUAAUUGAACUAAUUCAUGACGAUGGUAAACAUAAAAAGAUUGUGGAAAAACUGGCAUACUUAAAAAUGAAAUAUCAGUUUAUCAACAUAUCUGUCCGUUUCUUCAUUUGUCAAAAUAUUAGAGAUACAAUCUUGUAAUGAAUGCAAAUUACAGAGCGAAUUUUUUACACUGUGGUCUGACUUGUGUCACGUCAACUUGAAAAAAGUAUGCUUGCAUACAAAAUUAUGUUCCAAAAUAGUCAUCUCCAAUCCAAACAUCCCUCAUUAAAACUAGG
Molecule: messenger RNA, 3470 nt
Organism: Folsomia candida
Lineage: Eukaryota; Metazoa; Arthropoda; Collembola; Entomobryomorpha; Isotomidae
Exons: 8
Coding region: 1389-2924 (511 amino acids)
Source: RefSeq, a predicted model, not a curated record